AGAGUGAAGGACAAAGCGUGAAAACCUCUCGUCUUCUCUCAUAAAUGAAUCUUCCUUCUUUUCGCUUCUUCCCACUAUCAGCUUUUCUCCUCAUCUCUCUCUCUAUCUAGACUCUCUGUAGCUCUCUGGUAGCUAUCUAUGCACGCUUCCACGAAUAGAGAGAAAGAGAGAGAAAUAGAGAGGCGAGUCUCUCCGAGAGAUUUUCCCCUGUCUUCUCACCUUCUUCUGUUCUGUGUAAUAUCUUGAGACAAACGAAAACAGGAGAAGGAAAUUCGUAAUUCACAAGAAAAAAGAAGGGGGAACCUUUCUCUGGUUCUUGGAAGAGAAGGGUAACAAUGGCGAAUCCAAAGGAAAAUGGAGAAGCCCCACAAGUUUACCAAGUUCGGGAGCAAGAACAAAGUUCUUCUUUCCUUCUGGACGCUCUCUACUGCGAGGAAGAGACAUGGGGAGACGAUGAAGAAGGAGAAGUGGUAGAGCUCUCGGAGAACACUUCUUUUUCUUCUUCUUCUUCUCCUUCUCCUUCUCCGUUCUUUGUGCUUGACCAAGAUUUGUUCUGGGAAGACGAAGAACUCAUCUCUCUGUUUGCCAAAGAACAAGAACACGAGCUGAGUUCUCUGGAUGAUGCUUAUCUCUCCUCGGACCGGAAAGAGGCUGUGGACUGGAUUCUGAGAGUGAGCUCCCAAUACGGGUUCUCGACCUUGACGGCAGUCUUAGCCAUGAAAUAUCUCGACAGAUUCAUCUGUAGCUACAGCUUACAGAGAGACAAGCCAUGGAUGCUUCAGCUUGUUGCUGUCACUUGUCUCUCUCUUGCUGCCAAAGUCGAAGAAACCCGAGUUCCUCUUCUCAUAGACCUCCAAGUGGAGGAGACGAAGUAUGUGUUCGAGGCCAAAACUAUACAGAGAAUGGAGCUCUUGAUUCUGUCAACGCUUGGAUGGAAGAUGCAUCACAUUACUCCGAUUUCGUUUCUCGACCAUAUAAUCAGGAGGUUGGGACUGAAGAACAAUGUCCACUGGGACUUCCUCAGGCGAUGCGAGCGUCUUCUUCUCUCCGUAGUCUCCGAUUCAAGAUUUGUCGGCUACCUCCCGUCGGUUCUUGCCGCAGCUACUAUGAUGCACGUUAUCGAGCAAGUUGAGCACUUUGACCCCAAAUUAUACCAAGACAAGCUUCUUGAUGUUCUCAAACUAAGCAAGGAAAAGGUGAAGACUUGCUACGAUCUAAUCCUCGAACUUCCACUGAAUCGCAACGAAAACCCAUUUAAUAGGAAACGAAAAUUUCAUGAAUCAACGCUGAGUAGCCCCAGUUGCGUCAUUGAUACUAAGAUUUUCGACAGCGAAAGCUCCAACGAUUCCUUGUCCGCGAGUUCAGACCACUGCCAUUGCUACCGAUCAUCUGUCUGUUCUUCGCCGCAAAUACCGCCAUCGAAGAAGCUCAGAGGAGCAUCGGAGAAGGAGAAACCGACGCUCCAUCAAUGGGCCAUAGUCGCAAGUCCUUGAGAUGACAAGCUCUGUUUUCGUCAACGUUUUAAUUAUAUAUGUUGUAAUAAAAACCACGAAGCGGUUUCAAACGUGGUGUUCAAAGUCAAAGGUCCAGUGCCGUUGCAUGUUUGAAAUACCGGAAAUGCCCCUAGUGGUGGAGAAAGACAGCGCCCGGAGGAAGGAUAUUAAUGACAUUUCACUGCAUGGAGGGAGAGGAGAGAAGGUGGUGUGAAUAUGAAUAUAUAUAUAUAUAUAUAUAUAUGUAUAUUUAAUAUUUUCGUAAUUUUUGUUGAGGCUUAUUGCAUUUUCAGCUGUAAUAUCAGGGAAUACAAUAUUCCGAGUUAGUAUAUGAACACGUUCUCGUUAAAUAACUAUUCUAAUAUAUAUUCAAAAACCAUUGUCUCAUAAAAUUAGGUCCAUAAAUU
Messenger RNA from Tarenaya hassleriana, 1900 nucleotides. RefSeq names its product cyclin-D3-1-like. Gene Ontology annotation, molecular function: cyclin-dependent protein serine/threonine kinase regulator activity. Bases 336 to 1493 code for a protein of 385 amino acids. The transcript has 4 exons. The record is from RefSeq and is a predicted model, not a curated record. Gene Ontology annotation, biological process: regulation of cyclin-dependent protein serine/threonine kinase activity; mitotic cell cycle phase transition. Gene Ontology annotation, cellular component: cytoplasm; cyclin-dependent protein kinase holoenzyme complex; nucleus. NCBI's taxonomy places the organism in Eukaryota, Viridiplantae, Streptophyta, Magnoliopsida, Brassicales, Cleomaceae.